Adineta ricciae is the source of this 1320-nucleotide messenger RNA. Lineage: Eukaryota; Metazoa; Rotifera; Eurotatoria; Adinetida; Adinetidae. The record is from the annotation of a GenBank genome assembly.
AUGUCGAAUCCGCCAAGUCGCAGUUCAUCAGGAAUACUUGCUGAACCAGCAGCGAAUCCGGCGGCAUCAUCCUAUGUAGAACAACCUGAUCGACCAUUACUUUACAAGGCACAAGAAGAUUUAACUUCAUUGACAUCUCAUGCAGAUGAAAACAACGAAAAUGAAGCGAUCGCCCCGUUAGUUUCUUCGAUUUAUGGUGAACAAAACGAAUGUAAGACAACAAAAUUAGAAACAUUAAUGCAUAUCAUCAAAGGCAAUAUUGGCACUGGAAUUCUGGCUUUUCCAUACGCUUUAUCGAAAGCUGGAAUACUUUUUGGUCCAAUUGCUUUUUGGAUUAUGGGUAUAAUGACAUUGUAUUGCAUGCAUCAACUUCUUCGAUGUCAUGAUCAUUACCAAGAUCGCAUAUCACGACAAAAAUGUGAUUUUGGAGAUGUUAUGCGAUAUACAUUAGCAACGUGCCGUUGGCGAUGUGUUCAUCGUUACGCAAAACUUGGAAAAUUCAUCAUCGAUGGGUUUAUUGUCGCGACACAAUUAGGGUUCUGCGCAGUGUACUUCGUAUUCGUACCCGCUAGUAUUAAACAGGUACUUGAUCAUUUCUUCACUCACAGUCCGCCGAUUCAAGUCUACCAAAUCUUCAUGCUGGCACUCGUCAUCGGCUUUUCAUUCAUACGAAAUCUGAAACUUCUGGCACCAUUUUCACUCGCAGCUAAUAUAAUCACUAUUGGCGGAUUAAUUGUCAUCAUGCAAUAUAUCGUUCGCGAUCUCCUUCCGGUAAAAGAAUUCCCAUUGAUCACGCCAUCGGCCGAGUGGCCGGUGUUUUUUGCUACUGCUAUGUAUGUUUUCGAAGGAAUCGGCUUGGUUUUACCGAUCCAACAAAAAAUGAGAGAACCUGAAUCUUAUCGUGGCCUCUUCGGUGUACUGAACAUUGGCAUUAUUAUUGUUACGACUCUCUACUUCUUUGUUGGAUUAUUCGGUUAUCUCCGAUAUGGAGCUGAUGCGCGUGGUUCAAUUACACUCAAUUUACCGAAUGAUCAGAUAUUAUAUCAAUUUACGAAGAUUAUGUAUGCAAUAGCAGUAUUCUUAACAUAUAAUCUACAGUUUUAUGUGCCAUUUUCACUUCUCUGGCCUCGACUUUCUCGUAAAGUUCUUUAUAAAUAUGGUGAAGACACGAUUGAAAAAUUCGAACAUGCCUUUCGUAUUGGACUCAUCUUUAUCACUUGUAAGUUUAUUAUCAAAUCAACUUUCACCAUUCANGACAUUGGUGUUUUAUGUAAAGAUUGGUUUUCUAAUAAAAUAUGUAGUACAUCGUUAACUUCAUGA